Molecule: messenger RNA, 822 nt
Organism: Verticillium nonalfalfae
Lineage: Eukaryota; Fungi; Ascomycota; Sordariomycetes; Glomerellales; Plectosphaerellaceae
Product: Lactoylglutathione lyase
Exons: 2
Coding region: 1-822 (273 amino acids)
Molecular function (GO): metal ion binding; lactoylglutathione lyase activity
Source: RefSeq, a predicted model, not a curated record
AUGCCGGAGAACCAUUUCGACCUUUACUUCCUUGGCUUUGAUGUCAAGGGGCAAUCAUCUUCAGCUGGGAAGAUACGAUCUGAUCGCCAAGGUCUUCUAGAGUUGACCCACAACUAUGGAACGGAGCUCGAUGAGGGUUACACGAUUUCCAAUGGCAACCAGGAGCCAAACUUGGGACUCAAACAUCUUGGGAUUACAGUGGGUGAUCUUGAGCAAACAGUCGCCCAGCUGGCUUGCGUUCCAGUCACUGAGCAGGGUGAGAUUGCUGGGAGCAACGAAGUUCAGAGUGUUAUUGUCCAGGAUCCUGACGGAUACUGUAUCGAAGUAACCUCUUCGGCUGCCGAACCCAGCAACUUUUCCGCCGGUGUCGAAAACAGGUGCUUCAACUCAACAGGACUGCGCAUCAAGGAUCCGACCGUAUCUCUGCCGUGGUACACAGACAUUCUUGGUAUGAGCCUUCUCCUACGAUCCGAUAAACAAGGUCAAACCACGUACUGGCUGGGCUACCUCGACGGUGGCUCCAAUCGCAGCAUUCACCAGAGAGAAGGGCUUGUGAAGCUCAUAUGGACUCAUGGUUCCGAGUUGGAAUUAGGCAAGGUAUAUCACAAUGGGAAUGAUCAGCCGCAAGGGUUUGGCCAUCUCGCACUGGCGGUCGACGACAUUACGGCCGCGUGCGAAUAUCUCGAAAGUAGAAAGGUGAAAUGGAAGAAGCGCCUAACGGAUGGAAAACUCAAGUCGAUUGCUUUCAUCAUCGAUCCGGAUGAAUAUUGGAUCGAGAUCAUUCAGAAUGUGAGGAUCAAGGAGCCGCUGGGCAUUCAAUAA